Eleginops maclovinus (Patagonian blennie) is the source of this 2384-nucleotide messenger RNA. It is a transcript of the gene ndc80, whose product is annotated as NDC80 kinetochore complex component. The transcript has 17 exons. Gene Ontology annotation, cellular component: Ndc80 complex. Lineage: Eukaryota; Metazoa; Chordata; Actinopteri; Perciformes; Eleginopidae. Gene Ontology annotation, biological process: attachment of mitotic spindle microtubules to kinetochore. The coding region runs from base 127 to 2049 and encodes 640 amino acids. The record is from RefSeq and is a predicted model, not a curated record.
AGUCUGCUCGACGUUACUGCCUCCCUGCAAAAUUCGUAUUGUUUUGGCGGGGUUUGUUUCCGUUUGUGACAUCGUCCCAACGGGCGUUUUUUCAUUUUGUAAACAUUAACUUUCCUAUUGCAACAAAUGGAGCGUGGAAGGCUGAGUCGAGCAUUAGGCGGCAGACUAUCUGAACUGCCGAUGCGAGUGCAAGAUAGCAACAGAAUGAGCAUGGUGUAUACAACACCCAAGAGCAAACAGCCUUCCUUUGGAAAGCUCAACAUACCCAAACCGCAGUCUGUGAACUCUGAGAGGCGGACCAGCUUCUUUGAUUCCCAGCGUACUAGUGGAGCCGGCAUGCGUCGCAACAGCACCAUGUCAGGAUUUGGAGGAAAUGAGAAGAUAAAAGACAACAGACCUCUGCAUGAUAAAGCGUUUGUUCAGCAAUGCAACAGGCAGCUGCAUGAGUUCUUGACUGAGCAGAAUUACCCAGGUCCUUUGUCAGCCAAGACCUUCGUUUCCCCCUCUACCAAGGAGUUUGUGAAGGUGUUUGAGUUUGUUUACUGUCAGUUAGACUCUACGUUUGAGAUGCCAAACUCAAAAGUUGAGGAGGAGGUUCCAGCUCUCCUAAAAUCCCUAAAGUAUCCAUUUGCACUCUCCAAGUCUUCGAUGUAUUCCGUUGGAGCUCCCCACACCUGGCCUCAGGCCCUUGGUGCUCUCACAUGGAUGAUUGAUCAUGUCAAGAUUGUCUGGUGUAUGAGUAAGCAGGAGCAGCUGUUCCGGGACUUUGAGGAAAACACUGAGGAUAUCGAGGAAGGGGCUGAGUAUAACAAGCUUGUCCAGGACUACUUAGCUGAGGCAUACCUGAAGUUCAUGGAGGGCGAGGACACAUUUGACGAAGUGGAUAAUGUUUUCCUCAACAAACUAGACAAGCUCUACAACGUUGACGAAGCCCGGCUGGACUUGAUGGAGGAGAAGUACAGAAUACUCAGCAUUGAGCUCGAGCGACUGGAGAAGGAGAGCCACAUGGACCAUCUGACGACCAAGAGGAUGGAAAAAAUGCAGCUGCAGACAGACCUCAAGAAACUCCAGAGUUAUCGAAGCAGCCUGGAUUCCUUUCAAGCAAACCUGGAGUGCAAAUAUUCAGAGAUGAGCGAUGAGCUGGAGACUAUUGACAGUCACCAGGAGUCUCUCAAACAUGAGCAAAAUGAGCUGCAGCAACGCCUGGAGAAUCAGAAGUUAACUCCAGCUGAUGUGGAGAGGAUCAACAGAGAGAAGAGAGAGCUCCAGCAGACCAUCAACAGCUUCAACAAGUCUCUCAAAGAUGCUGAACAGCACAAGUGGAACGAGGAGAUUGCUCUGGCCAAAGUGAACCAGAAGGUGGAGCUGAAAGUGGCAGAAUACCACAAGCUGGCACGUAAACUGAAGCUGAUGCCACAGUAUGCAGAGAACGCCGGUGCUCACGAUUUUGAGAUCAGGCCGUUUGAAUGGGGCACCAUGGUUCAGCAUAAAGUGCAGAUACAGAAGUUCCUGAUGAAGAUGGUCGGUGAGGUGGAGGAGGAGAACAGUCGCUUUACCAACAUGAAACUCAGUUUGGAAGAAUUUUAUGAACAGGUGGGUUCUAACAUAUUGGAUAAGUCCAAUGACCUGAAGAAUCUGAAAGAGCAGAUCCGCAAGGUGGAUGAGCGGCUGGAUUCUGACAUGCAGGAGUGGGCACAGGAGGAACAGGACUGGGCGGCAGAGAUGGAGUCAGAGGAAAACCAUCGCAAGCUUCUGCAGAAGAAAGUUAAUUAUGGAUACGACGAAGCCGUGCAACAACUGAAGUUAGCACAACAACAGUACCACCUGGUGCUGCAGGAGACCAAUGAGGAGAGGCGAACUGUAGCAAACAACCUGGCGUCUGUGUUUACUACAGCUGCCAACCAUCUGUCAAUCACAGAGAAGUGUUCGGAGGACCUGCACAGCAGAGUGCAGCGUGUCUUCUCGAAGGCUGAGGAGGACGAUGAAGCUGCUUCACAGAAGCUGAGGGAAACUUCAAAGAGCUUCAUUUCCAAGGCAAACAGUUUGUAAAGUGAGGCGGGAACAAAGCCUUCCAGUCUGCAGGGUCAGAUAACUGAAGAGACUGGACAGAUUGUUUGUAGAAAAAAAGAAAAGAGAUUUUCAUUCAUUAGUUCUGAACACGUUUUUAUAAUCGUAAGUUAAGUUAUUCUGUUUUUGUUUUCACCGCAGCUUUUCUGCGGCAUUGUAAAUACUAACUGCUCCAUCAGGACGAAGGGUUGAAGUCCAAAUGAUUGAAUUAACAUGUUCCAGAAUUUCACAUUUUUCUUUUGUUUCAUUCUUUGUCAUCACAUCUGUCUUUUAUUAUUAAACACUCACAUACUAAAUAAAAAAAAUACUUAAAACAA